Molecule: messenger RNA, 2292 nt
Organism: Trifolium pratense (red clover)
Lineage: Eukaryota; Viridiplantae; Streptophyta; Magnoliopsida; Fabales; Fabaceae
Product: protein STRUBBELIG-RECEPTOR FAMILY 2
Exons: 16
Coding region: 1-2292 (763 amino acids)
Biological process (GO): protein phosphorylation
Molecular function (GO): protein binding; protein kinase activity; ATP binding
Source: RefSeq, a predicted model, not a curated record
AUGGUUCGUAAUUGUAACUACUUCAAUCUCGUCUUCGCUGCGUUCUUCGCAAUUUUGAUUUCUCAGGGUUUCGCAUACACGGAUCCACUUGACGUCGCAGCUCUCAAGGAUAUGUACAGGAGCCUAAACUAUCCGCAAGUGCUGCAAGGAUGGAACGGCGGUGAUCCCUGUGAGGAGUCUUGGACAGGAGUAGCUUGUUCGGGGUCCUCGAUUAUACAUCUCAAAAUUCAAGGAAUGAACCUCACCGGAUCUCUUGGAGCCGCGCUGUAUAAUCUACAAAGUUUGAAGAUAAUUGAUGUCAGUUCCAACAGCAUAAUGGGUGAAAUACCAUAUGGGUUACCUCCCAAUGCCACACAUAUAAACAUGGCUUGCAACUAUUUGAGCCAAAAUAUACCAAGUUCAUUAUCAAACAUGAAAAAACUUAGACAUCUGAAUUUAAGCCACAAUUUCUUAUUUGGACCAAUUGGCAAUGUGUUCACAGGCUUAGAUAAUCUCAAAGAAAUGGACCUUUCUUAUAAUAAUUUCACAGGAGAUCUACCAAGUUCAUUUGGUUCCUUGGUAAACAUUGAGAAAUUGUUCCUGCAGAAUAACAGAUUUACUGGAUCAGUCACUUACCUGGCUGAGCUUCCACUCAUUUAUCUGAACAUUCAAGAAAAUCUGUUUAGUGGCAUUCUUCCACAACAUUUUCAGUCCAUUCCAAACUUAUGGAUUGGUAGCAAUAUGUUCCAUGCAGUGGACGGCUCUCCUCCUUGGGGAUUUCCUUUGGACGGUGUACCAGUUGAACAAAAUACCAGCCGCCCACCCACAACCCAGGCAAAUGCCAUCGAGAAUUAUGCUCCUCCUAAAGCAAUAAAAUACAAGAAGAAACGAAUUGGUCUUGGAGGAAUAGCUUUUAUGGUUGGUGGGGGAACAUUAAUGGUAACAGGAUUAGCGCUCUUCAUUGCGCUCAGUUUGAAUAAAUUUCACACACAGAGACCGGAAAGCUUUGUCUUCGAAAGCAACCACCGUACUUCAUUUUCUUCUCGUCCAUUUCCUUCUAAUCCAUUUCCUUCUAAUCCAAUCAGUGCAGUCAAAGUCAUUAAUGCUUUCUUCCCCUCUUCAUUUUUAAUGGUGAUAGAAGUCUCUCCUACGGCACAAGAUGAUAGCCUGCAAAUCCCACCUUUUAAUGCUGCAUCUCUUUUGGAUCCAAGGCGAUUGCCUUCCCAGAAACUUAAAAGGAUGGGAGAAACAUCAAGAAGAAGUUUUUCUGAACGAGACAAAUACACCGGAAGGACGAAGGUUUACACAGUAGCUGAGGUUGAGUUGGUUACUAACAACUUCAGUGAAGACAACCUUCUGGGAGUAGGCUCUCUUGGCCCUGUUUACAGAGCUGAGUUACCAGAUAACAAGGUUUUGGCUGUGAAGAACAUCCAAAUGGCAGGGUUAUCUUUCAGUGAAGAGGAAAAGUUCUUAGACGUGGUCUGUACCGCUUCCCGUCUGAAGCACCCCAACAUCGUUGCACUUAAAGGUUACUGUUUGGAGCACGGACAACAUCUUCUUGUCUACGACUAUGUCAGAAAUUUAACUCUAGAUGAUGCUCUACACAGUGCAUCAUACAAACCUUUAUCUUGGGGACUCCGUCUACGAAUCGCUAUAGGUGUUGCACAAGCUCUAGAUUAUCUGCACUCGACGUUCUCCCCUCCUGUCACCCAUGGCAAUUUGAAGGCUGCCAAUAUUUUACUGGAUGAAAAGCUGAUGCCUCGUGUUUCUGACUGUGGCUUGGCUAUCUUAAAACCACUGACCAACACUAAAGCCAAAGCUCGGGCUUCUGAGAUUGCUAUUAGAGAUAGUGGGUAUGAUUCACCUGAUCAUGGCCAACCGGGAAUUAGCAGCACAAAGAGUGACAUAUUUGCCUUUGGAGUGUUGCUUUUGGAGCUGUUAUCAGGAAGAAAACCUUUCGAAAUUUUUAUGCCAAAGGAAGAGCAGUAUCUAGCAAAUUGGGCUUCAUCAAGGCUUCAUGAUAGUGAGAGUUUGGAGCAGAUGGUAGAUCCAGCGAUUAAAAGAACAUUCUCAUCUAAAGCUCUUUCUCGUUAUGCUGAUAUCAUUUCUGUAUGCACUCAGCCUGCAAAGGAAUUCAGACCUGCAAUGUCUGAAAUAGUAGACUCUCUUGUAUCUUUUAUGCAAAAGCUUAAUGUGUCAAAGAGUGCCGGUGGUGUAGCAGAUGGAACUGAACUUGACCCACUUGACAGAUCUUUUCGUACAACCACCUCCCGCUUUAUACCAUCACCAUCAUUGAGCUAUGUAUCUGCUUAA